GCCGGCCGUUGGGGGCGUUGAGCGCCGCGGCAUGGCGGCGGCGCUGCUGGAGAUCCGGCGGGGGACGCGGAGCGCCCUGCUGGUUAUCCGGGAAGUAAAUCUCAGGAGUUUGCCGGUGGAUAUCUCAAUAACAUCGGCCUCGCUAGAAGUGCGUAGCAGAGAGGCCUGCGUGGCAGUGACGCUCCCGGCUGAGGUCCGGGUUGCCCCAUCCUCCUGCCGCGGGCUGCGGUGCCUUCCUGGCGAUGGGCUGCACCUGAGGCUGCAGGUGCAGGUGGGCUCGGACACGAAAUUGAUUUCUGCUUUGAGUGAAAGCCUGAAACCCCAGAAGAGUUACGUCUUUUACUGUCAGUCCUGUGGUGACAUAAUAAAAGAAGGGAAAUUUCUCAGAGUUCUUCCUCUACCAAGUGAAAGCUGGAGUGCUUUAGUUGAUGAAUGGUGUUGCCAUCCUAACCCCUUUAUCAAAAGCACGUUGCACCCUCAGAAAGACGACUGUUUUCUUGGAGACACUUUUUUUCUCUUGAAUUCAGGAAAUGAGUUACAUGUGCCAGGGUCUCCCUUGUGCUCUUCAGAGACUGGACAUCAUACUUCUCAGAGCGGCUCCACCUCGAAAUCAAAGGAAAAUACCAGAGUAAUUUGCAAGCGCUGCAAGACAAUGCUCGGAGAGACAGUAUCAUCAGAGACCACUAAGUAUUAUGUUACUGAAGUGAUUAUUCGACCAUCUGAGGAAAAUUUCAGCACGAUAUCAAGAUCUCAGUUUGUACAGAGCAUGAUAGCUCAAUGUCUUGUGGAAUUUUCCUCUGCUAAAAGCACGUUUAGGUUCAGCAUAAAAGGAGAUGAUGGAAAAGUCUAUGUUUUGGUAUGGCUUUUAAAUUCUGACACACUGCUGGUGGAAUCCUUAGAAAGUUCGUCCUCCCACAGUGUUUUUACACUGUUUGGAGAUACUUUGAGACCUGAUUCUGGACCAGUGGGAACUUGGAAUGCUGUCAAGGUUCUUUACCAGCCAUGCCUUAAAAGCAGGAAUAAGGACCUUGCUGAUGCAUGGGAAAAUGAUAUUGGAGUUCAUCCUUUAACAUUUCCAUCAGAAACAUGUUUGGAAUUACUGAUAAUACUGGGUUUGAGUACCACCUCUCUGCCACCUUCACUUCGUUGCAUGAACUCCUUCCAGGUUGCCUUUUUGAAGAUGUGAAGAAUCCAGAUAUAUAUGUUGAAAACUAUUCUCAAAUUCGUCUUCAGCAAAAAUGUACAGCUACCUUCUAAUGGUGUGCUUUCCAGAAAAGAAUCUGCUGAUGAUACAGAACAAAAUUUGGAGGUGCAGGGGAUAUUCUUCAUGUCUCGAUGUGUUUCAAAAUUAUAAAACCCAAGACAGAGACUAUAUGCCUAGCCAUCAUUCUGAGAGUGGCUUAUCUGACAUGUUAGAAAGUUGGGAUGACUGAAAGUUUGGAUGCCUUCAUUGCCAAAUGAAUACAUAGAAUUAUCUAUGUACCCAAUGGGACGCAUUUAUAGGACGGUGCUGUGAUAGUCAUUUAUGUGUCCGAAGGAAGAUGAACAACUGGUAAUAGGGAAAGGUUCUGAAAUAUUUUGUUUUGUGAAUGCUAAAACAAACUCUUUACUUUUUUGAUCUGGUAAAGUUAAAGGUCCAGUUUUUAAAUUAAAAAAAUCUGGGUUUUGUUAAAAUUAUAUAUAUAUAUAUAUCAUGUAUGUUGUUUCCACAUCAAGGUCUCUCCCCUUCUUGAGAGAGAAGGAAGACAGUUUCCGUAUUCCUGCUCUUACAGAAUUUGGUGAAAUUUAUAAUGAUUUGGAGAAUCAAGUUUUCAAGAUUCCUUGGAAUUAUUUUCAUAGAACUUCAAAAAAAGAGUCUGUAUGUGAAGGAUGGCUGAGAGAUGGCAGAAACUGAUGGAGAUAGAAGAUACUUGCAACAAGUCAGUACCGGUUCCCUGAACUGUCCUCUGUUGUGUCCUGCUCUGUCUUGACAAAGUCUAUGGCUUGAGCCAUAAGGAAAAUACUUGUUACUGUUUAGUUGAGCUCUGUUUUUACAUGCACAUGGAUCUUGCUCCCACUGUGAAACUUUCAGAGAUGCUCCUUGUGAUGCUUCCACAAGUCUGUAGUGUUGUACAGAUCAUACAAGUGGAAGGGUUCAAACAGCAGUUGUAAAUUUUACACAGUUCAACAAGAGUGACCACUGUUGUAAUAGUUUUUCUGCUAGAUUUUGGAAGGCUCAAUAAAGCUGAUGUUUCAGGGAUUAAAUCAGCUUUAUAGACAGAAUUCAGAGAUCUCAUGUAGGAGGCAGAUUGUCCCGUAUCUGCUUAGGCUGUCUGUAGUUUUCUGUAAGCGACUGAUGCUGACACAUCAUAACCAGGUACUAAACUAGUUUUUCUGACCUAUGUCGGAUAAUGUGGCAUUCCUGUGUUCUCAAAUUGUAUAGAAAAAGAUUUCUAAAAAGAAAGAAAGAAAAAAAAAAAGAAAAAAGAAUAACUAGGCUGACUUUUUCAAAGUCCAUCUUUAAUCUCUUAAAACAAAAAGAUACUACCUUGCUGGAAGACAGCUGCAUGGAAGGAACUGAUUUUGAGGAGAAUAUUCUUGGUAGAGGAAUUCUUCCAAAAUUUCUGAAUUUCAUGGAAACUUAACAUGCCAUUUACUCACUUGAUGAUGAAAUCAUUAUAAUGCAGGAACUGACCCUGCAAAGUUCUGGGCACCUGUGAGCUGUUAGGUAUCCAACAGCAAGUAGCUGAGGCCUCUCAGCCCCAUCCUGGGCAUCUUAUUUUUCUGUUGUUAUUUUAGUUUUCAGUAUUCAAGGAAGAAAAAAAUAUUCUGAAUUUUAUGUUCAGGAACUAGAUUAUAUAGCUCCAAGGUAUUUUGUCUGUGCACCAGAGUUUAGUCGUUUUAUGAAUAAAAUAUGUUUUCCGAA
Messenger RNA from Rhea pennata, 2905 nucleotides. It is a transcript of the gene UBE3D, whose product is annotated as ubiquitin protein ligase E3D. Gene Ontology annotation, cellular component: cytosol; nucleus; ubiquitin ligase complex. Bases 32 to 1186 code for a protein of 384 amino acids. Lineage: Eukaryota; Metazoa; Chordata; Aves; Rheiformes; Rheidae. The record is from RefSeq and is a predicted model, not a curated record. Gene Ontology annotation, molecular function: ubiquitin conjugating enzyme binding; ubiquitin protein ligase activity; cyclin binding. Gene Ontology annotation, biological process: proteasome-mediated ubiquitin-dependent protein catabolic process; protein autoubiquitination; protein polyubiquitination. The transcript is spliced from 10 exons.